GAGAAAGGGCAAACAGACAAGAAAGGAGCAAAGAAGAGCUGCCUACAAUUUGAAGGUUUGAGACCAGCAUUUGGUUGCAUGCUCAUCAUCCAAAGCAUGACAAGGACUGAAAAAAAGAAAGAUCAUUGAGCGCUGACAAAAAUAAGAAAGACUUUGGCUUACAAAGGAAGGACAACCAAAAACAAGAAGUUAAGAAGAAACUGAGAGGUGAGAAGAAACUUGAAAAUGUCUUCGUUUGAGAACCAGAACCAGUCUCCUCCUCGUUGUGGUCCACAGUUUCCAAAUCUGGGCCAGGAGCCCCCUGAGCUCAGCAUGUACGGAGAUUGUUACUACCCUCCCCCUUCGCUGCCGAGCCCUCAGCGCACCACUCCAGCCUCCUACGACCUGAGUGACUACGCCACUUCAUCCCCAAACCCAUACCUGUGGUUCAACAGCUCUGGAAUCAACACGUCGUCAUACCUCUCUUCCACCGGCCCACCCGGUAAUCCCGGUCCUCCUUUUGUACCUCAGCACUACGGCAUGCAGAGGCCUUACCUGGGUCCAGCUGGACCUGGAGGUCCCGGAGGCGAACUAAGCUGGUUCUCUCUUCCCUCACAAGAAGAUCUGAUGAAGCUGGUCCGCCCACCGUACUCCUACUCUGCUCUCAUCGCCAUGGCUAUCCACGGAGCGCCAGACAAGAGACUAACAUUGAGCCAGAUUUAUCAGUACGUGGCUGACAACUUCCCUUUCUACAACAAGAGUAAAGCAGGCUGGCAGAACUCCAUCAGACACAAUCUGUCACUUAAUGACUGCUUCAAGAAAGUCCCAAGAGAUGAGGAUGAUCCAGGUAAGGGCAACUACUGGACACUUGACCCAAACUGUGAGAAGAUGUUCGACAACGGAAACUUCCGUCGCAAAAGGAAGAGGAAGUCUGAUUCCCUAGCUGGUGGUGAUGGUGGUCCAGGGGCUCCAGAGUCUGGUGACAGUGAGCGGGGCAGCCCCAAACACCCAGCCCUCAACAUGUCCCCACCACCUGACAGAAUCCCCUCCCCAUCGCUGUCCGGUCCCACACCGUGUCUAAGCAGCUUCUUAUCUGAAAUGUCGACGGUUUCUGCUGGAGGAGCAAAUGAGGUGGGGGGUGAUGGGCUUAGCAGACCGCUGCAGAUUAACCUUCCAUUAGACGGGGCUCACAGACCACAGCCAGGAAGCUUUAGUAACUACUCCCCCAACUCAGGUGUCCCAGAGUGGGUACCACAAGUGCCAGCUCCCCCUGUGCUCACCUCUUCACCGACUCACUCUUCUUUAGGUUACUCCAGCCCCAUCGUGAGCCAGUACAAUGCUUCUAGUGGGCAUUUCUACCCUUCACUGGGCUCCACUGGAAUCAUCUAUCAUCGAGAGGGCACAGAAGUUUAAGACGUCAUUAUGGGGGGAGGGGAACGUUGACGGAAAGACUGUUUAAAGGAAAUUUCAAAUGUCUGAUGUUAUUUUUGUUUAGAAUAAUUCUGCUGUGGAAAA
Molecule: messenger RNA, 1494 nt
Organism: Nematolebias whitei (Rio pearlfish)
Lineage: Eukaryota; Metazoa; Chordata; Actinopteri; Cyprinodontiformes; Rivulidae
Gene: foxi3b
Product: forkhead box I3b
Exons: 2
Coding region: 226-1392 (388 amino acids)
Biological process (GO): anatomical structure morphogenesis; regulation of transcription by RNA polymerase II; cell differentiation
Molecular function (GO): RNA polymerase II cis-regulatory region sequence-specific DNA binding; DNA-binding transcription factor activity, RNA polymerase II-specific
Source: RefSeq, a predicted model, not a curated record